AUGAAGUUCACACAAUCUCUCGGUGCUGCUGCAGUAGCUGCCAUUGGACUUGUUUCUGCUACUCCAUUGAAGUCAUCGCCCAAUGUAGCGCGAGAUUUGCCAUUAGUUCAAUCGGUAUGUGGGAAUUUCUCCAUGAAUCUUCAAAAUGAAGACUCCAACUAAUCAUGACUAUUAUAGAACCAACUACGUCGACUUCUUCUGCGUUCUGAACUCCUGAAAAAAGCCCAACAUCUAGAAGACAUUGCAUAUGCCACUCCAUCAAGGAAUAGAGUCAUUGGUUCCGAAGGUCACGAUAAUACUGUAGCCUGGAUCAAGGAAACAAUCGAAAAGUAUCCAGACUAUUACACCGUUUCUAUACAGCCCUUUGAAUUGUCGGUUGGCCUUAAUGCAUCCUUAACAAUCGAAGGUGUCUCAAUGGAAGUCUUUGCUGUCACCAUUGCUCCAGGUGGAGACGUUAGUGGACCAUUGAUUUAUGUUCCUAACCUUGGAUGUGAAAGUGUAAGUCAAUUCCUUUGACGCAGAGGCAUUUCUAACCCUGUACAGGCUGAUUACACCAAUGUCACCCCUGGAAGUAUCUUUGUCGUGAUGCGCGGGAAUUGUGUAUCUGCGAUCAAAGAUGCUCUUGGAUCGACAGCUGGAGGUGUUGCCAUGCUGGUUUACAACAAUGUCCCUGGAAACUUGGAAGGUUACGCCCUUCAGGAAUUCAGCGUACCAGAAGGGACAUAUGUUCCAGCCGGUGGGAUUGCGCAGGCUGAUGGAGAAGGUCUCGUAGCACGAAUCCAAGCCGGAGAGACAGUCAAUGCUCACCUCACAACUACCACCCGAAUUGCAACUAUAAACAAUGUUAUCGCAGAGACAAUUGCCGGAGAUCACGAGAAUGUUAUCUUUAUGUCUGGUCACUCUGAUUCUGUAGCUCAAGGGUACGUUGUCACGAAAGUCCGAGAGAUUCCGAGAUGCUAAUACUUGGUAGCCCUGGAAUCAAUGACAACGGCUCGGGAACAAUUUCUUUGUUGGAAACCGCGGUUCAGUUAACCAACUUCAGCGUCAAGAACGCCGUUCGAUUUGCAUGGUGGGCUGCAGAGGAAGCGGGUCUCUUGGGAGCUGAACAUUAUGUCACCGUUGCUUCGCAAUCUGAACUUGAUAAAAUUCGCCUAAUGCUUGAUUUUGAUAUGAUGGCUUCACCCAAUUAUGCCUACCAGAUUUAUGAUGGAGACGGAAGUGCUUGUAAGUUUAAAAUGCAUUCUCGGGCAUCAAGACGAAUCCGCUAUACGGAUGCCUCCAGUUAUCACUAGAGACUUUUAUAGAGCAAAGACUGACCUACAUUUUCUAGUUGGCGAGUCUGGACCCCCUGGAUCCGGGGAAGCUGAACAUGAAUUUGAACGCUACUUUGCCGAAGAAGCAGGUCUCAACUUUACGUCGAUAGAAUUUGACGGCCGUUCAGAUUAUGGUCCAUUUUUGGCAGCAGGUGUUGCCACGGGAGGUAUUGCCUGUGGAGCCGAGGGUAUCAAGACCGUUGAGGAAGCAGCCAUGUUCGGUGGAACUGCUGGGGUUGCAUACGACUCUUGCUACCACAGCGGUUGUGACAACUUCAACAAUCUUGAUGUUGGAGCUUGGAUUCAAAUGACGAAGGCUAUUGCGCAUAUGACUGCUAUUUUUGCCAACAGUUUUGACCUCUUACCACCAAUGAACGUCACUGUCAAGGCGAGGAAAGUUUCCAAGCCUCGUAGCUCCAAAAAGUUCAGCAAGAGAGUUUAG
Messenger RNA from Hymenoscyphus albidus, 1755 nucleotides. The record is from the annotation of a GenBank genome assembly. Lineage: Eukaryota; Fungi; Ascomycota; Leotiomycetes; Helotiales; Helotiaceae.